GAUAACAUGAGGGAUGAUUUCCUUUGGAGAUUGGGGCCACUCCUCACUGACAUGAGGACAAAACAGUCGGAUGUUGACACAUACUGCACCGUAGGCAAAGACGGCAAACCCUGGAACGGUGGUGACGCCGUAGGCGAAGCCAAUAAAGCGGCAUGCAAACUCGUUGCAGCGGGGCUGCAGCAUAUUUCGAGUAUUAAACGGGACUAUAGACCGCAGGGGCAUGAUUCGGACAAUAAUCCAUUCGACCACCAGGAACUCAGACAAUUUCUUUCCUGUUUGUGGUUAAAAGCUGUCGUACAGAAAAUGAAAGAACAGAGCCCCAUUUGUGACAUAACCGAAGGAAUAAAUAAAGCUCUCAGUUCUGCGUCUGAAAUUAAGGGGAAAUAUUGUAAGAAGGAACCUUGUAUUGUUUGUAAUUGGACUGACAGCGACUAUAACCAACUUGACAACUGCAAGAUUGACAGCAAAGACAAGAUCAGUGUGAAGCCUAAAUUGGAAGAAAUACUUGACGUGAAGGACAAAAAGGACAAACUUACCGCCACAUUGAAGGAGCUAAAUGCAAUAGAAUCCCCUUUCUGUAAUCGUCUCCAGUGUAUACAAGCUCGAGUGGAGGCUCAGAAGCAGGAG
Molecule: messenger RNA, 627 nt
Organism: Plasmodium knowlesi strain H
Lineage: Eukaryota; Apicomplexa; Aconoidasida; Haemosporida; Plasmodiidae
Product: SICAvar, type I (fragment)
Exons: 1
Source: RefSeq, a predicted model, not a curated record